Messenger RNA from Cheilinus undulatus (humphead wrasse), 2309 nucleotides. It is a transcript of the gene poc5, whose product is annotated as POC5 centriolar protein homolog (Chlamydomonas). NCBI's taxonomy places the organism in Eukaryota, Metazoa, Chordata, Actinopteri, Labriformes, Labridae. Gene Ontology annotation, cellular component: centrosome. The record is from RefSeq and is a predicted model, not a curated record. The coding region runs from base 118 to 1848 and encodes 576 amino acids. The transcript has 13 exons.
GUUUUAUUCAAGAGUGAGUCGGUUUGAAACGGCAAAGCAAGCGUUUCCCAACUGACGGAGCAACUUUGAGGAACUGAUAAGUUUUAAGCUUUCCUGAAAUAUAACGUAAUUUAUCAGAUGUCGUCAGAUGAAGAGGAACCAUCUAGUCCUUGUUUGCCUAAGGACUCUGACCGGGGCAGUUCUGUCUCCUCAGAACUUCAGGAUGAGUAUGAGGAGCUUCUCCGCUAUGCUGUGGUCACGCCAAAGCUUGAGACACUUACAGCUGCUCACAGGGAUCGGCUGAGCACCUCACAUUUCUCUGCAAAGGGUCAGACUUCCCAGAGAAAAGAAGACACAAAAUCACAGCACCCAGCAGACACUGCUACUGAAACUAGGGACAGAAGGUCUUCUAGCAAGAAUGUGAGAUUAUCACCUGCCUCCCCAUUGAUUGUUGAGCCUCCCACACACUCAAGAGACACUCAUGCUGAGGAAAUGGAGGGUCGGUCAUCUGGCAGGGCAUCAGUGCUCUCAAACCCUCCCUCUGACAGGUUACAGACGCCGACUGAAAGGUCUAGGUCAAACAGCCCAGACCACCUUGAGACGACUGUGACGGAGCUUUUUAUCUCAGAGGAGAAUAUAAGCAAGAUGGAGAACAUUCUGGAAGUGUGGAGCAACAACCUGAAGUCAAAUGUACUGACUGAGCUCAGGAAGUGGAAGCUGGCAAUCAAGGAGCAACACAAACUGGAGAUGAAGAAAGAGAAGGAGAAGCACGCAGCCCAGACAGCUGGCCUGAAGUCAGAGAUCGACGGCCUAAAGGGGCUGCUACAAACCUAUGAAACUUCAAACCAGAGAAAAGAUGAGGUGAUAGUAAACCUGAGCCAGGUGUUGGACAGACAGAAAGAAAGGCUUGAAAAGAUGAGGACUUUCACCCACUGGAGACUUCAGCAUGCAGAGGCUAAAGAAGAGGCUUAUGCUAUUCAGGCAGCGCGGCAGCACUACAACAUGCAGCUGAAGAAGAAGGUGUGGUUAGGCUGGCACUCGCUGGUCCAGAAACACUGGAAGGUCAAACUGGAGCGGGCCUGCCGUGCAAGAGCUGAAGAGGUCUGCACUCACCUCUCUGCAGAGUACGAGGCCAAGCUGGCAGAGCACUGUGAAGCUAUAGAGAAGGCUCAGGCAGAAAUCCAGAGACUACGAAUUGAGCGGGAGCGCUAUGAGGAAUCUAUGAAGAAAGCUUUUAUGAGGGGCGUUUGCGCCCUCAACAUUGAAGCUCUGGGCAUGUUCCACACUCCAGAGGGACAGUCAGAGCACCCUCCAGUUCAUGAUCAGCAUGAUAUUUUGCCUCCCCAGGAGGAGCCUGGUUCUUCAACAUGGGCUCAACUUCAGCCACGACCCGUGUCUUCCACACAGUUCAGCCCAGUCCACUUUGACCGGCCAGACCCUUCCCACCUUGAAGUAGAGGACACGGUGGGCUCUGCCUCCAUGUCCAGAGAAGAAGUACUCCUUCCCACUACAGUGGUGCAGGGCUCAUUGCCUCCAGGAGGCGCUGCAAGUUCCCAUAAACAGGUCAGUGGUCGUGUCAUAACAGCCAGUCAACAAAAACCGUCAAAGACUGUAACAGCUCGUAUCACUGCACGCACUGACAUUGCUAAGGUAGCACGCAGCAAUCUCCGAGUGAUGGGUGUGGCUCCACCCAUGAGCUCUGUGAUAGUGGAACGCCAUCAUCCUGUUACACAGCUCACCGUUGGUCAGGCUACAGCUGCUAAGUUUCCCCGCCACUCCAAACAUGGCCCCAGCUCCAACAGAGGCAAAAGCUCCUCAAGAACACACACCAGCACGUGCCAUGUUCACUCCAUCAAAGUCGUUGACUAAUCACACACUUCUCAAAAAAUGUUGCUCUCUUAGUCUGGGUAUAAAAUUCAAACCAUUCUUUGCAAAGUAUCUUUGAAACAGCUCCUUUAAGGUUAGUUUAAAGUCCAUUUUUCUGGACAUGUUGGACUAAAUUUGCCCUCGCUUUCUCUAUAGUAAGGGGUGAAAUGAUUGCCUUUGAUUGAUAUGAAAAUGGGAAUUUUCUGAGCUGUUGGAUAUUUCUCAGGAACAUAUCACAUAAAGGUAGAGCUGCACAUUUUAAUUUUUUUAGUUCUUACAAGCUGCAAAAUACAUAAAUUAUUUUAAUGCUAUUGUUAUAAAUUAUGCAGAGGUGUGAAUAUGUUAAGAUUUACAUAUUUUAAAUACCUGUUUUUACAACUGAGACUGACAUGCAACACCACAGAUUGUUUGCUUAACUUGACUAAAGCACAGUUUUAUUUUUAAAUAAAUUAUUUUACUGUUGA